UCUCCUCCCUUCCUGAAUUCCCAAUCGCCGCCAUCCUCCUCCUUCUCGCCCCAAUCUCCACGGAGACGGCUCUAGGGCAAGGCACCGACCCCUCCUCAUCUGCAUAUGCCCAUCGUGGACGCCUCCUUCGCCUCUAUGAUAAUUCUGUGAUAUGGACUGGAAAGUCUUGCUUGUCCUGGGUAUGCAUGAAUGAUGUUCAGUUUGAAAAAGGGAUCAAUUGCUCCUGCUAGAUGGAAAUGGCCACAUAAAACUGAAUUGCCACUGACUACUAAAUUGCUGAGAGAUGUGCCACCGGAGAUAGAAUUAUCUGAUUAUAGAAAAUUACCGAGUUCAGGACCUGAUUCCCCAUCUGGGCUUCUAAAUGAUGAACGCCUAGAUUCAGAACUGAUCAUUGAUUUAGAUCUAUUCUUUGAAAGGCUAUACAGUUACUACUGCCAGAAGGGUCUUUGGUGCAUCAUCAUUAAGUGGAUAGUUGAACUUUUAUAUGUAAUUUUCAUGGUAGGAUUUAUUGCCUUUUUCUUACUUUAUGUCGAUUGGGAUGCCUUGGGCAAAGCCAAGUGUGGAGUGGAGGCAGUUGAGUUGGGAGAAAAACCUUGUGAUCUUCCUAAGGAAGUUAUUAAGCAACAUCCUUUAGUUCCCUUUACGAUUGGUAAAGCGAUUAUUAUUGGUUCCAUGGUUAUAUUGACUCUCUAUGGGCUUCUCAACUUUUUAAAAUUCUUUGUACAACUGAAAAAUAUUGUCAAAAUUCGCCACUUCUAUUAUAACAGACUCAAUGUUACAGAUCGUGAAAUUCAGACAACACCUUGGCCUACUAUUCUGGAAAAAGUUGUUCAACUACAGAAGUCUCAACAACUAUGUGUGGUAAAGGAUCUUUCUGCUCAUGAUGUGGUAAUGAGAAUAAUGCGGAAGCAGAAUUAUUUGAUUGCAAUGCUUAAUAAAGGUGUUCUAGCAUUUUCCAUUUCCUCAUGGGUUCCUGGAGCUGGUGCAACUGUCAAAUCUAGAAUCACAGGAAAGAAAAAUCAUUUGAUACUUCCGAAAAUUCUUGAAUGGUCUCUAAGUUGGUGCAUAUUCCAAAGCAUGUUUGACAGCAAAUUUUGUCUUCGGAGGGAUUUCCUAUCCAACCCUACAUCAUUGAGAAAGAGACUUGUUUAUCUUGGGAUCGGAAUGUUUCUCAUAUCACCAUGCCUUCUGAUCUUCAUGCUAGUUCACCUUUUUCUAAGACACGCUGAACAGUUUUACCAUCAUCCAAGCACAGCAUCAUCUCGUAGGUGGUCUAACUUAUCGAAAUGGAUUUUCAGAGAGUUCAAUGAGGUGGAUCAUUUGUUUAUGCAUCGAUUAAACAACAGUGUGGUAGAUGCUUCAAAUUAUUUAAAACAGUUUCCAUCCCCUCUAAUUUCCAUAUUAGCCAAAUUUGUUUCUUUCGUGUCUGGAGGCUUUGCUGCAAUUCUAAUUAUAAUUGCUUUCUUGGAUGAAUCUCUACUUGAGGGUCAAAUAUUUGGUCGCAAUUUGUUUUGGUAUGCUGCUGUUUUUGGAACUGUCACUGCCAUCAGUCGAGCUGUUAUAACAGAUGAACUUCAAGCUCGUGACCCAGAAGGUGCAAUGUCUCUUGUCGUCCAAAACACACAUUAUAUGCCCAAGAAGUGGCGUGGAAGAGAAAAUAGUGAUGCUGUUCGUGCAGAAUUUGAAACCCUGUUUCAGUACACUGGGAUGAUGCUACUGGAAGAGAUGGCAUCCAUUUUCGUUACUCCUUAUUUGCUCAUAUUUGUUGUGCCGAAGCAUGUUGAUGACAUUUUGCAAUUUAUUUCAAAUUUCACGGUGUAUGUUCAUGGAGUUGGUGAUGUAUGCAGCUUUAGUUCGUUUGACUUCCAAAACCACGGAAACAGGAAUUAUGCUUCACCUUCUAAUGCAGAGCAAGAUAAGAGUUCUCAGGGCAAAAUGGAAAAGUCAUUUUUGAGCUUCAAGAGCACCUAUCCAUAUUGGGAACCUGACAUGCAUGGCCAUCAAUUCCUGUCCAAUCUUCACAAAUUUAGGGAAAGGCAGACCCACCUUGCCUACUCCCGAGCUAUUCAGGAUAACACAUCAGAUCAUCCAUGGGACUCCAUGUUCAGAUGGAACGACAAACGUGAACUAACACAGAGAUUCCUCUCAAGGGAAGUGCAGCAAAACACCCAGGGAAUGUCUCCUCGUCACAACCUUGAUUAUUUGUUGUCAAUGAAUCCUAGUCAAAGGACUCAUCCGUAUAUCCUGGAUUGGUAUUACACAACCAUCUUGCUCAAUCCAGCUAGCAUUUCGACUGACUUCCAUCCAUCUGCCAAAGAAGAGAUAGCCAGACCAUCAGAUUCUAUGUGGUCACUGCAGAAUAAACAAUUAAGUGAAAUUGUAGAUACAGCCUGGCAAUCUCAAUUCUCAGAUAGACUCCAAAGUCAUAUGGAGGCCUCUACAUCCAGACCUUUAUUCAGGGAGGACUAUGAUCUUCGACACCCAGUUUUGGAGCCUCACAAUAUGAACCAUUGGUGGAAUCGAUCUGGCCCUCAGUUAUCCGUUCCACAGACAAGUUUUAUGGAGCCCCCAACCUUUGGUGAGCAACACCUGAAUUUCCACCAUGAUAAUGGAUCUGAAAGAAGCGAGGAGCAAGCAAAGUCUGAUGUUGCUGCCGACGAUGAGUGGGAAGCCCCUAACUCCAUGUUCAAGACAAUGUACAUCAACAACUCUGAUAACGAUGAGGCAUUCAAUCUUCAUUUUACAGAUGAAAUAGGCCAGAGUUCUAUUGUGGAGACCACUAAUCAUGAUGUUAUGCCAUCCGUGAGCAUUCCCGUGAGAAUAAUACCAAGCAGCAAUGAUCCAGUGUGGUUCAGAGGAAAAUGAUAUCUAACAUUGACGGAAGACAUGGUGGAGCUAUAUUAUACAAUUCUUGGGGGACAGAGGAAAUAUUGAGAGUUGACUGGUGUACUAGUGGUAUAGAAAUGUGAUUCUUUUGUAGAUAAUAUUAUUCGUUGGUUGGAAUACCAGAAACUCUCGACUCUGUAAGGAACCAUGUAAUCAGACUUGGAAGGUGUUUAGCAAAUUACAUUGGAUUACAAGUGCUGUAUCAAACAAUUACAUUGGUCCUGUAUGGCUUUUAGAAUGUUUCCUCCCAGGCUCUGUUGGGUAAGCAGAAAACAAUUCUGAAAUGGAAUGAUUCAUUUCAGAUUCAACUGCUUCUAAUAUUAAAAGCAUUUAUUAUGAUUCUUUA
This is a messenger RNA of Zingiber officinale, 3232 nucleotides long. RefSeq names its product autophagy-related protein 9-like. Bases 190 to 2865 code for a protein of 891 amino acids. The record is from RefSeq and is a predicted model, not a curated record. The transcript has 10 exons. Gene Ontology annotation, cellular component: autophagosome; phagophore assembly site. Gene Ontology annotation, biological process: protein localization to phagophore assembly site; autophagy of mitochondrion. NCBI's taxonomy places the organism in Eukaryota, Viridiplantae, Streptophyta, Magnoliopsida, Zingiberales, Zingiberaceae.